Suillus fuscotomentosus is the source of this 806-nucleotide messenger RNA. RefSeq names its product acyl-CoA N-acyltransferase. The record is from RefSeq and is a predicted model, not a curated record. Lineage: Eukaryota; Fungi; Basidiomycota; Agaricomycetes; Boletales; Suillaceae. Gene Ontology annotation, molecular function: acyltransferase activity, transferring groups other than amino-acyl groups. Bases 138 to 614 code for a protein of 158 amino acids. The transcript has 2 exons.
GGACGUUCAGGUGGAAUCAACAUAUGCUAAGCUGGCUAGCAUCGUCGCCAUUAUGAUCUCGAAAGAUUCUAAUAUUACCGCUUUUCCAGCGCUUACUGCUCUCUGCUGCAUACUGCUUCGAUAUCGCGCAACUGAGUAUGUUUGUCACAGAAAACCUCAUUUUCCGCGGAUUCGAAGACGAUGAUCUAGACCACAUCCUUGGUCUGCGCAACGACGCCCUCGUCCAACGGACCCUGACGUUCUCAGCUAUCGCGCCUGCGCCUUCCUCAAAGUACAAAGAAUAUAUGAAGACUUUUGCGGAGGGCUCAGCGCUCUGGUUUUCUUUGCGACACAAGAAGAACUAUGAAUAUAUCGGCUUUUGUUGCAUCAAUUUAUUGGAGGCGAAGAACCGGGAUGCACGGUUGGGCGUAACUAUUGCCUCCAGGUUCUGGGGAAAGGGAUAUGGAACGGAAGCCACACGUUUCACUGUAAACCAUGCCUUCAAGCAGUUUGGAUUGCAGCGUAUCUCUUUGGAUGUUACAGAAGGCAAUGCGAGAGCACGAGCCAUUUAUACCAAAUUAGGUUUUAAGGAGGAGGGAAGGAAACGACGGGGGAAUUGGAUAGAUGGUCACUGAGAGGAUAUUAUCGCAAUGGGGGGCGGAGUUGCAUUCCCAGCUAUGAGAUCAUUUUGCAAUUGGUCGAUGUUGAUUGUAAUAUCCGGGGUCAACGGAGAAGUGACUUAUCGAAUGGCUAGCCAGGCUAGCCUAGAGAUAAAGCUAGUCUCGCCGCCGUGUGCCGACGCUCAACUGCCUUAUUGGAUCGAUGUG